This is a messenger RNA of Populus trichocarpa (black cottonwood), 4698 nucleotides long. RefSeq names its product sister chromatid cohesion 1 protein 4. The coding region runs from base 786 to 4439 and encodes 1217 amino acids. Gene Ontology annotation, molecular function: protein binding; chromatin binding. Gene Ontology annotation, cellular component: synaptonemal complex; cohesin complex. NCBI's taxonomy places the organism in Eukaryota, Viridiplantae, Streptophyta, Magnoliopsida, Malpighiales, Salicaceae. The transcript is spliced from 15 exons. Gene Ontology annotation, biological process: replication-born double-strand break repair via sister chromatid exchange; mitotic sister chromatid cohesion; synaptonemal complex assembly. The record is from RefSeq and is a predicted model, not a curated record.
AUCUCAAAAACACAAAGAGUAACUAAAGACUCCUAUUUUACUUUACUUCACUCUCUCUCAAAAAAAUAUUAUAUUUUUUCUCUUCGCUUACAUCUCUCCCACUCUGUUUUUUUCCCCUUCAUUCUCCCUGUUCGAUCUUUGACUCAGUGUUUCUCAACUCGCUCCAACUCAGUCUCUCUUCACCUCAAACUCCUCUUUGAACAAAUCUCGCUUUCAAGACGUUGUCGUUUCGGUGGAGCUAGGGUUUCGGGUUCCUUUGCAGUUUUUUUAAGCUCCUGAUUGGCGAAUUAUUUGAAUUUCAUGGAAAUGAAGCUGUUUUGUUGUGCUUGGAAGUUCCUGAGAUCGCAUGGUAGCUAAAUAGUGUAAUUAGGGUUUCGUUUUCUGGCUGUAAAAUUGGGGGUUUUGUUUUUGCGUGCCGUGUUCAAUUUUAGGGUACAGGUAGAAAUUUAGGGUUUUUAGGGGUCACCUUGGUAUUGAAGGUAGGUUUGUGGUCGUUAAUUAUAUCAUAAAUUGCUAAAUUUGAAGGGUUUUUUUUUUGUUGUUGUUGGGGGCGUGUCAUUAAUAAUUGAAAGCUCAGAGCUUCUGGCGGAGAACUUAGAGGGAACAAAGUGUUGUGUUUGAAAUUAGGGUUUAUGUUGUAAAUCAAUUAAAUUUGUGGGGUUGAAGUGUUUUGGUUUGCUUUAGAAAUUUAACUGGGCAGUGAAUAAGAUAGUUUCGAAGAUUUACGGUAUAGGUUGUUGUAUGAGAACUGAAGAGGGUGGAUUUUAAUAAUUAGUUGGUAAGAAAUGUUUUAUUCACAGUUUAUAUUGGCCAAGAAAGGGCCUUUAGGUACAAUUUGGAUAGCUGCUCAUUUGGAGAGGAAGCUUCGGAAGAACCAGGUUGCUGAUACCGAUAUUGGUGUCUCUGUAGAUUCAAUUCUUUUUCCUGAAGUACCAAUUGCGCUGAGAUUGUCUAGUCAUCUUCUGCUUGGUGUGGUGAGGAUAUAUUCAAGAAAGGUGAAUUACCUUUUUGAUGAUUGCAGUGAAGCUUUGCUGAAGGUAAAGCAGGCUUUCCGCUCCACUGCAGUUGAUCUACCACCAGAGGAAUCGACUGCCCCAUAUCACUCCAUCACCUUGCCAGAGACUUUUGACCUUGAUGAUUUUGAGCUUCCAGACAAUGAUUUUUUUCAGGGCAACUAUGUCGAUCAUCACAUUAGUACAAGGGAGCAAAUUACCCUUCAAGACACAAUGGAUGGUGUCGUGUACUCCACAUCACAAUUUGGGUUGGAUGAGCGGUUUGGUGAUGGUGACACUUCUCAUGUUGGUUUGGACAUUGAAGAGGACCUGUUCCUAGCCAAGGCUGCAACUCCAAGGCCUGAUGAAGUUUUAGAGCUGAACCUUCAGACAGCUGUCGAACCAGCAGAUCGAAAAGUGGAGGAAGAUCAUGACAUGAUUGGAGGUGCAGAAGCCAUGCCAGUGAAUGGUAUUAGAAACAAGAUGGUAAGUCAAGCUUCAAAUUCAGAAUCUCUUGACUAUGCUCAGGCUCCUUCCACUCCUGGUUUAAUAGAAGAGCCAAACUUGUCCAGUGUUCAGGAUGGUCUGGCCUGUGAUGAUCAUUUGGAAUCAGAAGAUCACAAUUUAACUGAAGUAGUAGGAAUAGAGAGCACAGGCAAUGCUUCCAGUAAGCCAGAUCUUCAUCAGAGGGAUGGCACAAUGAAUUUGUCUCCGGGCAAUCAUUUAAACUACGAUACUGUUGUGUGCAUGCCUGCCGAGGAGAAUGGCUGCCUUUCUGGUGAUCUGGAAAUCAAUCAAGCAAAGUCACAAGGAGAGUUGCAAUCCACUGCUUUGGCAGAUGGGACCAUUUGUGCGUUGGAUGGAUCAGACAAGUUAGAAGUGAUAAAUAAUGUUGUUUGCAAGUGCAGCGAAUCCACAGGAGUUAGGUUAUAUGAACCAGAUAAUUUUGAAAUUACUUAUGCUGUGGAAGACUUGAGCUCACUUGGAAAAACUGUAGAUGCAAGUUCUGGCUGUCCAUUGGAAUUGGCUGGUGCCCCAGAGGAUGUUGCUCAGGCUUGCGAAGGACCAGAGGAUCCUGAUACUUUGAACAAAAAUGUUGAUAAUGAAAAGAUACACACUUCCAUGGGUAUGCUCCGGGCAUGCAAUUCCCAUUUGAAUGAGCCCGAUUCAUCAUCUCAUGGGAUUAAUAAUGAUGAGCUCCCCCCUGAGCCACAAGAUGUGCCAAGCAGGGAGGAAGCGCUCCAUGGUUCUGGAAUUUCCACUAAGGUGCAAGGUGAAGAAUGCCAUGCGACUGAUGGUACACAAUCAGUGGAGAAUCAGAUAUCAGAGCUCAAUUUACAUGGAGAAAUUCAAGUAGGAGGGAAACAAGAUGAACAACCAGACAAUGCAUUCUAUAGUGAUAAUCAGUUGGAGAACUUGAAUGGUUCCUUGACCGCCGAAUUGCCUACACCUGAAAAGUUGCUUUCUGUACCACAAGAACUUCUUGAUAAGCCAAAUGAUUUGCUGGUCGAGUCAACACCAGACAAAGAAAUGGUAGAUGGGGGUGACAGAAGCAGUGCUGGAACCAACAUUACUGGAAAAAAGCGCAGUUUUACAGAAAAUUCACUAACUGUGCAAAGUUUAAAUUCAAUUGAUUCUUUUGGAGUCUCCAGAUCAAAGAGAACUGUAGAUUCCAUUCCUGAUGAUGAUGAUUUGCUAUCUUCUAUAUUAGUUGGAAGAAGAUCUUCAGUUCUGAAAAUGAAGCCUACUCCACCUGCACCUGAAGUGGCAUCCAUGAAACGUGCCCGGUCUGUAUCUCGACCCAGUGCCAUGAAGAGGAAGGUGCUCAUGGAUGAUUCAAUGGUCUUGCUUGGCGAUACUAUACGCCAACAAUUAACUAAUACUGAAGACAUACGUCGCUUACGAAAAAAAGCUCCUUGCACACGCACUGAGAUUUUGACGAUCCAGAGACAAUCCUUAGAUGAAGAAAUUUUCAGUGAACCGGUAUUGACUGGUAUGUCGGCAGAGCUGACAUGUUUGCAAAGUGAAACAUUUGAUUUGAGCAGAAUUGAUUUGGCUGAAAAUGAUGAUAACAAUACUUCUUCUGAAGUGGCGAAGGAUUCUAGUAGACCAACUGUUGCUCAAGAUAAUGAAUUGGAAGCAAGCACUGAACUUGCCAAUUGCAGAAAUGAUGUUGAUGGACAACCAGCUGAGAGUCCCAUUUGGACUGAGAACCAGCAGGGUGAAGAUCAACAAUUGAGUUUAGAUUUUGUUAAUCAAGGGCAGAUGAAUGCUAUUGCUGAUGUUGCUGAUUAUAGAUCUGCAGAACACAAAACAUUGGGGGAAAUGACCGAAAUGGAAAUUGACAAAGAGAACACAGAAAUUGCAGAUGCAGCAAACCACGCUGCUGUUCUGCAAUUUGAGGGAUCUCACACUGAACUGAUUUCUGGCGAUGCUGGUAAUAUGCUGGAUGGGUUGGCUCUCAUGGAUAGCACCAUUGGCGAAGAUGGUUCUCUUCAUAUGGAUACUUCAAUCCUGCCAUCAGAUAUGAUGGAUACUGAACUGUUUGAGGAGGCUGCCUUGAGGGAUGUGGGUGAUGGAAAAACACUUGAUGAUGGAAUUUUAGAUCAUCAUACAAAAAAUGUUGUUGCAGUUGUUACUGAAUUGAGGGAAGGGGGAGAGAUUUUGUUGGAAGAAAGCAAAGCUGGUGCACCAGUGGAAGUUGGAGUAGAUUUGCAGGCUGAUGGUUUUGCACCUUCUGAUGAUGCAGACAUGUUGCUUGCAAAUAUGUCUUCAAAAAAUGGUGGAUGCAUUAACCUCGCUUCUGUAAAUGUUGACCAAGCUCAAGAUGAUGUUGAAAAUGACAAGCUAGGGGAUGGUAAUGAAGAUGGGGUCCUAGCUGUGAGCCCAGGGCAUGCUGACAAGGACAGAGAGUUUAAUCAUCUAUGCAGUGAAGAUAAGAUGAAUUCUGCAUUUCCCAAAGGACUUGACGGAGACUUCAAAAAUGCUUCUCUAAAUUUUGGAGAUUAUCUAGUCUUUCAAGAAGCUGAUCAAGAGAGAACUGCAGAUGCUGAAAUAACUUCUGCCGACCAUCCUGCUGAUCUUCAAGAUGUUGCAUUUGCAAAUGAUACAGAAUUUUUGAACGUAGAUGAUGAUAUGGGUGAAGAAGAUGAUGAUGGCAUGCCAGGUCCUGAAGAUGCCCGCCUUCUUGACAAUAGUGGAUGGUCUUCCCGCACCAGAGCUGUUGCCAAGUACCUUCAGACUAUAUUUGAUAAUGAAGGUGGAAAUGGUAGGAAGGUCAUUUCAGUGGACAGCCUUCUGGCUGGUAAAACGCGGAAGGAGGCAUCAAGAAUGUUCUUUGAAACUUUGGUUCUUAAAACAAGGGAUUACAUCCAUGUAGAACAGUUGAAACCCUUUGACAGUAUCAAUGUAAAGCCACGAGCAAAGCUCAUGAAAUCAGACUUCUGAUCUCGGUAGGAAAGACAGAAACAGUUGAUAAGGUCAAUGUAGGUCUAGUUCAGCUAAUGCUCUGAACGAGCAGGGUUUUGUUUUUUAGUCUCCCUUUCCAUCCUAUUUAUUUCUUCUCUAAAUUAUUUCCUUUAUAUUUAGCUGGUGUAACUGAUAGUUUAACGUUGGCGUAGAGUUUUGUAGCGUGGAUCGUGUGUAAAUACGUGUAACAUAUUAACACUGCAAUUGAAGAUUCUAAUUUAUUUGUUUGCCUGUACAA